AUGUUUAUUGUAAAUUUUUGUAAAUUUCAGAUGAUUAAAUUCAAUUUUAACAUUCUCAUUUAUUUAAUUAUAUUUUUGAAAAUUCAAUGCGCCGGGAAACUCAUUAACGUUGAAGUGAAAAUUAUAGAUGAUUGGGAAGAGAAACGAGAAUUUAUCUACUUUAAAAAUGCUGAAAUAAAGGAUCGUUUUGCGGUCAAAGCAAUUGAAAAAAAAUAA
Messenger RNA from Meloidogyne enterolobii, 216 nucleotides. The record is from the annotation of a GenBank genome assembly. NCBI's taxonomy places the organism in Eukaryota, Metazoa, Nematoda, Chromadorea, Rhabditida, Meloidogynidae.